This is a messenger RNA of Diorhabda carinulata, 2953 nucleotides long. It is a transcript of the gene Rab14, whose product is annotated as ras-related protein Rab-14. NCBI's taxonomy places the organism in Eukaryota, Metazoa, Arthropoda, Insecta, Coleoptera, Chrysomelidae. The coding region runs from base 350 to 994 and encodes 214 amino acids. Gene Ontology annotation, molecular function: GTPase activity; GTP binding. The transcript is spliced from 5 exons. Gene Ontology annotation, cellular component: trans-Golgi network; phagocytic vesicle; Golgi apparatus. Gene Ontology annotation, biological process: Golgi to endosome transport; defense response to bacterium; phagosome maturation. The record is from RefSeq and is a predicted model, not a curated record.
GGCGUAGUGUCGUUAAAAGAAUUUUAUUUUGUUAAAAUUAUCAAAGACUUCAUCAACAAUCUAAGUAAAUGAAAUUAAAUUAUAAUUCUACUGCGGUAAAUUAACCAGGAAUAUAAUUUUAAUGAACAGUAUAGUGGAUAUUCAAUUCUCGAUAAUAUUGCCGAAUUUGUUGAGUAAAAAUCGGACAUUUGUUUUGUAAUCAUUACAGCUGUCAAAAAUUUUAAAGAUGGCCACAUUCUAUUUGUAAAUUUGACAUCGUGUCAUUUUUUCAUAAAAUUCCCAGAAUUGUAAAACAACAGGGAGUAUUUCAAGAUUAAUACGGAAUUCUACGAAUUUAUAAACAGUCAAAAUGUCUGCGGGUCCGUAUAAUUAUUCUUAUAUUUUCAAAUAUAUUAUCAUUGGUGAUAUGGGUGUAGGAAAGUCGUGCCUUUUACACCAAUUUACCGAAAAAAAGUUCAUGGCUGAUUGUCCCCACACAAUAGGUGUAGAAUUUGGUACUCGUAUCAUUGAAGUAUCGGGACAAAAAAUUAAGCUUCAAAUUUGGGAUACUGCUGGUCAAGAGCGUUUUAGGGCUGUGACAAGAUCGUAUUAUAGAGGUGCUGCAGGUGCAUUGAUGGUAUAUGACAUUACUAGAAGAUCUACUUACAAUCAUUUAAGUAGUUGGUUAACUGAUACAAGGAAUUUAACAAAUCCUAGUACCGUAAUAUUUCUCAUAGGAAAUAAGUGUGAUUUAGAAGGCCAAAGGGACGUAACUUAUGAGGAAGCUAGCAAAUUUGCAGAAGAAAAUGGUCUAAUGUUUGUAGAAGCUAGUGCGAAAACUGGUGAUAAUGUAGAAGAAGCAUUCCUCGAAACCGCAAAGAAAAUAUAUCAAAGUAUCCAAGAUGGUCGAUUGGAUCUGAACGCAGCCGAAUCUGGUGUCCAACAUAAACCAUCACAACCAGGUCGCAACAUGUCCAACGACCAACAGGCGAAUAAAGACAAUUGCGCCUGCUAGUUUUAUUCAAAAAUUUUAACACACAUAGAAUCUCCGAUUCUGAAUUUUUUUUACUACUGGUAUGUUAGGUUAUGUUUACCUACGUUUCAUAAUAACUACACAAAUUACAAAAAGACCAAAACAAUUUUAAUACUAUCUGUUUCUGAUGUUUAUGUAUAAUGAUUCUUUUGUAUAUUUCAGUUUUUGGUUUUGAUCUGUGCAAUUGUUAUAUUCUCUUAGUUAUUGUCUUUUUUAUCACCAGCGGGCAUUUUUCUGUGUUAUAACACAAAACUCAGAGAUAGCACAGUAAAAAUGAACUUAGAAAAUCAAUUUACUCAAACUCAACUAUCCACUGACGUGAGUUUUUAUGUCAAAAGCAGUAUUUAUUUUAAAAAAGUUUUAUACACUUUUUUAUAUACAAAAAUCCAUUCCAUUAUCGAGAUUAGCGCCUGUAGAAGCUCUUUCAGGAUUUGUUUAUUACUCUUAUCAUGAAACGUGGACAUAUCCUAGUAAUUUGUUUAAAUAAUUUACGUUUGAUCGUAGAUUAAAGAUUGCGUUUAUAUGCACCGUUAAUGGGAUAAAAAUAAAUUCAUAGAUUCUUUAGGAUCUGUGAUGAAAAUCUUUGUUUUGAGUGACAAAACAGUUGGUUAUUUAUCGGUACUCUAAUGGGGUAUCCUGGUCUAUUUGAUUACACAGUUAUCUAUUCUUUUAAAACGAUUAUCCCAUUUCAUCUUGACCAUACAGUGUUUUGAUCUCUGCGUUCGCUCUUCUUAGUACCUUUCUCUCCCAUAUGUUUAUUUUGUUUUCUUCUUUAUUGUUCAUGGUCCAACACUCGCUGCCAUACAGCACCGUUGGUUGUAUAACUGUCUUAAAACUUGGCGGUUCUUAAAAUAUCUUUUGAUAUUAAAAGUCCUCCUAGGGCUCCAAACGUUUUGUUCCCUCGCGUUAAUCUUUUUCCCUGGUUUCAUCUCCUCUGUUUGUCGGUCACUCCCAAGUAUUCGAACACCUGAAUUUUAUCAAGUUUUGCUACUUCGUCACUUUUAAUUGGUGGAAUUUAUCCUAUUGAUAAAAACUUCAAAGAAAGGCAUACCAAUAGUACUAAUAAAUUAGUCAUAAUUAACAUUUAGCAACAUCGCUUUUAUAUGCUGCAUACCAAAUUGGAGAAAUAUUUAGAUGAAUUGAAUUUAUAACUCAUUCGGGAUGCUUAAAGAUGGUCAAUAUUCCGGGUCCAAUCGACGUUAAAACAAAUAUACGUUGGGAGGUGUGUAUUUAAGCGGAGUCUUUAAUCUAUGACUGAAUUGAAAAAAUCUUUUUUAAAAACUGUAGUUAAUUUUUGUUAUAAGCAAUCAUAUUAAUUUUCUAUGUAAGGCACUAGAUUACAAUUUUCUUUAGUUCCAAGUUUUUCUAUGAUGUAUAGUUUUUAUUUUUAAAGGUAUAUUAAAGCGUUGUUUUUAGGCUGUAUCAUAUCUUGACAUUGUUUAAAUUAAUCUCAACAGAAGCUAUCAAAUUACAGCAUUUUUUUUCGUCAAUAAUUAUAUCUAUAUUUUUAUAAACAAUUAUGUAUUUAAUUUUGCAAUAGUUAUUUUUCAUAUAUUAACAGGCCUUAUUUCAUGUAGAAUUAAGAGCUUUAAGAGAGAUUAACUUGUGAAAAGCUCAUGAUCCGUUUUAUUGAAAGUGGUAAAGAAAAAUCACAAUUUUUCCCAAAUUGCAAUAGGAUAUUGAUAUUAGUGAUUCCAUUUUUAUUUGCACUUUUUUAGAGUACCAGAAAACGCUUUUUUGUUCAUCUUACCACUAAAUAUUUUACAUUAGGCUUCUAUAUUUGAUAAAAAUACAAAUUUGUUAUCGAUGCAUUGUUUUAGUGAUGUAUGUUUGUAUGUGAUGUAUUUAUUAUUAAUACCAUAUAUAAAAAUUAUAAUAUAGACAUUAAGUUAUGAGGUAUUUUAUUUUAUUGUGAAAUAAAAAUGAAAAUAUAUCAAUCGA